CGUGGGGCCCUGGCAGCGCCCCCAAGCUCUCAGGGCUGGACUCUUGCACAGCGGGGGGUGAGGAAGGGGCUCUUCGCUGGGACAGGAGGCCACCUCCUAGCCAGGAAGCCAAGCGGAGGACCUGAGCCGGCGGCGAAGCUCGGGGGCUGGAGGCUCAGAGACGAAUCUUUCCCACCCUCCAUCCUCGUCCACACCUCCAGCUGCAGCUCUGUGGCCUUAAAAUAGGCCAGGCGUGCUGGGCCGUUAGUGCUGGUCCACUGCUAGUCCUGGACCCUGGGAUGGGUACCUAGAUCCCCCGCCCAACGCCAGCUCCAACCUGGAUCUGGAUGGAGCUAAGGGCAGCACCUGUUGGCCUUCACAAAUCAGAACUGAGGAUCCAGGAGUGGGACUGAGACUUGUCUUCCUUUGCACCUCAGCAGGAUACCACCUCACCUGGAAAUUCAUCUUUAAGAGGAUGAACAAUCAAUAUAUCCGUCGAGAAGUCUUCUGCUGUGAAACUUGCCAUGAGCUCAAAAGCUUCUGGGAGAAAGAAAUUAGAAAACAGACUUGUUACCGGGAACUGGAAGAAGAUCGACAGGGAAGGAGUGCCCUGGGAAAGUAUGUGGAUUGUUUCUCUGCUCUUUUUAGAGGUAGAUUUCCCCAGAAAUAUACCAGAUGUAGAGAUGGGGGAAACUAACUUAUUUUCAUUACCCACUGUCCUAAGAGUACAAAUUUUGGAGAUGGUAUGGUCAAGUCAGUGUAGCCACAAGACAAAAGGAGAAUGAGGCUUAGAAGGAAGACAUUUAUUAUACUCACAACCUUCAGAAAGAGCAUCCCUGCAUGCCAUGCAGGGCCACAGGGGAAGCACCAGGUUUUUGACAGAUGGCAGUAGACAGAAACAAAGGAAACGGCUAUGCCAGAGCCUUUAUUGGGAUUUCUGAGGAAAAGUCAAGGCAGGGCAGAGUAAACAGCUUAAGGUUGGCUAGCUUGAAUAAUUCCCAAUAGUUUGAGGAUUUAAGGAUGAUCUGGUAUGUGGCCUGGCCCUGGAAUGAUAUAGGACAGGGGAAAUAUGACUUUAUGUCUAAGAGUUAGAUAAGGAGGUGGUUGGGGCCACAGACUUAGGAUUGGUUAACACACAGAAGAAAGGGAAGGGCAGUCUUUCUGUGGCCAGAAAGCUUUUUUAUUUUUAUUUUAUUUUAUUUUUUCAUGGCUGCACCCAUGGCAUAUGGAAG
Phacochoerus africanus (Common warthog) is the source of this 1211-nucleotide messenger RNA. RefSeq names its product protein FAM240B-like. The coding region runs from base 455 to 676 and encodes 73 amino acids. The transcript is spliced from 3 exons. The record is from RefSeq and is a predicted model, not a curated record. NCBI's taxonomy places the organism in Eukaryota, Metazoa, Chordata, Mammalia, Artiodactyla, Suidae.